UGUUGCUGUUGUUGCUGCUGACCUUUGUGCCUCCCCGCAACCCUAUCUCAACCACUUCCUCCCAACCCUGCUUGGAUCUCUGCCUGAAGCAUGUCUGACACCAAAGGUGCCAGCCCCGUGGUCACCUAUGUUCGCGCGGAAAUCAACACCAAAUAUGCCGACCUGCUGUUGUUGGCCUGCUGCUUCUGUUCCGGCUUGCUGGACAGUACCAUGUUCAACCAAUACAACACUUUCGUCUCCAUGCAGACUGGAAACACCAUCUUCUUGGGAUUGGGCGCCUCCAAGCAGGACACCCGAGAGUAUGAUUGGGCUCGCUCCUUGACCGCCAUCGUCUGCUACGCCAUCGGUAGCUUCAUCUUCUCACGCAUCGGGGCCUAUCUCGGCCCUAAACGUCGCGGCACCCUCGUCACGGCCUUUCUGCUGCAGGUCGUCCUGCUCAUCAUCGCUGCGGCUCUCGUCCAGAGCCACGUCAUCACCGGCGACCUGGCCGACGCGCACUCGACGCAUUACAUUACCCACUGGAGCCAAGAGGCCACCAUCGUGCUGCUGAGCAUGCAGUCGGCCGGUCAGACGGUCGCCAGUCGCGUGCUCGGUUAUAACGAGGUGCCGACCGUGGUCAUCACCAGUCUGCUGUGCGAUCUGAUGAUGGACCCCAAGGUGUUUAUGCUGCGCAAUGAGAAGCGCGACCGUCGCAUCGUCGCCUUUGUGCUGACUCUGGUGGGGGCCAUCGCGGGUGGCUGGAUCAGCAAGGCCACCGGCAAUGUCUGGCCUGCCCUGUGGAUCAUCGCCGGUCUCAAGUUCAUCAUGGCCAUUGCUCUGUCCUUCUGGCAUGUCAAGUAGAUAGCUCUCCUCAUCGAUCUCCUUGUUCAAUUCACCCUACCUUUUUUU
This is a messenger RNA of Aspergillus ibericus CBS 121593, 888 nucleotides long. Its product is annotated as YoaK family protein. The transcript has 2 exons. Bases 91 to 840 code for a protein of 249 amino acids. The record is from RefSeq and is a predicted model, not a curated record. NCBI's taxonomy places the organism in Eukaryota, Fungi, Ascomycota, Eurotiomycetes, Eurotiales, Aspergillaceae.